AUACAUGUUAAAAAAACAUUAAAACAUCUUACCGAUCCCAAACUUAAGAAUGCAAGCGCUGUCAGACCCCACAGCUGCAAGCCAGUCAACAUUUAGCAACCAGAUGCCAGCACAUUAACCUACAAUCGAUCUGAAACCACGCUACGCAGCUACGCAGUUCCGGUUAAACGUCAAAGUCGGGCUGUAUUUUAGCAGCAGGACACAGACCGCACUGACUGGUCUCAAACAGAAGCGGACCCUUCCAGGGAACAGGCUACAAAAAUGUCUUUCAUAUUUGAUUGGCUGUACAGAGGAUUCAACAGUGUGUUACAAUUAUUAGGACUCUAUAAAAAGUCUGGGAAAUUAGUUUUUCUUGGAUUAGACAAUGCCGGAAAAACAACAUUAUUGCACAUGCUUAAAGAUGAUCGACUUGGACAACAUGUCCCAACACUUCACCCUACAUCUGAAGAACUGACUAUUGCGGGGAUGACUUUCACAACAUUUGACUUGGGUGGUCAUGCUCAAGCAAGAAGGGUUUGGAGGAAUUAUCUUCCGGCAAUAAACGGGAUAGUGUAUCUUGUUGACUGUGCUGAUCAUGAACGCCUCCUAGAAGCCAAAACUGAGUUGGAUGCCCUCUUAACUGAUGAAACCAUCUCCAAUGUGCCAAUCCUUAUUUUGGGGAAUAAAAUCGACCGUCCAGAAGCAAUUAGUGAAGACAUGCUAAGAGGAAUGUUUGGUCUUCACGGACACACCACAGGAAAGGGGAAUGUAUCACUGAAAGAACACAACCUGAGGCCAAUGGAAGUCUUUAUGUGCAGUGUGUUGAAGAGACAAGGAUAUGGAGAAGGUUUUCGAUGGCUUUCAGAGUAUAUUGAUUAACUUAUUUAAUGUUUAUUCAUUUGAAACCCAUGUAUCUUUAUUUAAUAAUUGAUUAUUUAUCUUGUAAUGAAACUAAUAACCAGGGGUGUUUGCUUUAACAGUUGACUGAGUUGGGUUAUUUUAAGAGAUGGCAUCCAAAACACUUUUUUUUUAAAUCCAGUGUCAAUUUUAUACCAUGUGAAAAGUAAACAUAUCACUGAACGUUUGAAUCAAGGACUUUUAAUCAGGGGAAUUUCACUUGUGCUGUGAAAUUCUGAUGUGAAAUCAUCAGAUGAUACAGAAUCAGUGUUUUUGUUUUCAUGUUACCUUACCUCAGUGCCUUAAUGUUGGUAGUUUUUCCUAGUUCUGUAUUUCCCAGUUCAAAAGAAAAACUUCUCAAGUGAUUUGGUGUGGAUUGCCAAUGUAUACAUGCUUGCUUAUCAAAAGUACUGAGAUUUAAAAUUAAAUAUUUAUAUCUAAUAUUUAAAAGUACAAGUUAGAUUUAUAUGUUGUAUUUUGAUACUUUUAAGACGGUGCUUAUGUAGCACUCAGUGCCAGUGAUGUGUCUACAUUAGCCUGUUUCAACACUAAACUACCUGGCUGUGCAAUGAGUACUUUUUGACUGUCAUCUGUGACUUAUUUGCAGUUAUGGCACGAGAGUACAUAGGCUUUUUAAAUUCAUAGAAUAGGCCUGUGCAAUAGAAAAAUGUGUCACAUUACUAGGUCACUUUACCCUUAUAGGCUUAUGUGAAAGGUUUGGGAUUUUCAAUGCUGCUUAUCUUUUGAAAUGGCUAAGCCCCUUGUAGCAUUUAUGCACUGAAGUAAGCAAUAAAAAUAAUAAAAAUUG
Molecule: messenger RNA, 1684 nt
Organism: Cyprinus carpio (common carp)
Lineage: Eukaryota; Metazoa; Chordata; Actinopteri; Cypriniformes; Cyprinidae
Product: small COPII coat GTPase SAR1B-like
Biological process (GO): vesicle organization; intracellular protein transport; membrane organization
Cellular component (GO): endoplasmic reticulum exit site; COPII vesicle coat
Molecular function (GO): GTPase activity; GTP binding
Source: RefSeq, a predicted model, not a curated record